Tauraco erythrolophus (red-crested turaco) is the source of this 961-nucleotide messenger RNA. NCBI's taxonomy places the organism in Eukaryota, Metazoa, Chordata, Aves, Musophagiformes, Musophagidae. The record is from RefSeq and is a predicted model, not a curated record.
GUACUUUGUGCUGGACUUUGAGACGGGGAUUCUGCAGUAUUUCGUGAAUGAACAAAGUAAAAACCAGAAGCCACGAGGAGCCUUGUCUUUAGCUGGAGCUAUAAUAUCACCCAGUGACGAAGUGCCACACAUGUUGGUGGUCUACUCUGCUAAUGGAGAGAUGUAUAAGUUGAGAGCUGCUGAUGCAAAGGAGAAACAGUAUUGGAUAACUCAGCUUCGAUCUUGUGCGAAACAUCACAGGGAAGGUAAUUCUAAGAGCAUUUCAUCGUCGCGAAGUAGAAGCUCAUCUCUGCUGCCGCCUGGUACAGUUAAUUCUUCAUCGCCUAGUGGCCAAAAACAUGUGAAUCAAAGUGGGCCAACUGUUGUAACCAUCACACAUCACAAAUCACCUGCAGCUGCUCGAAGAGCCAAGAGCCAGCGUUCUGGUCAACUCCAUGAAGUCAGAGAGAUCAUGAGCCAAGUUGAAGGACAACAAAAGAAUCUUGUACAAGCCAUCGAAGCUCUCCCAAGUUCUGGGCCCCUUUCUGCCUUGGAUCAGGACUUGCUGCUUUUAAAAGCUACCUCUGCUGCCACCCUGAGCUGCCUUGGAGAAUGCCUGACUCUGUUACAGCAAAGCAUGCAUCAAGUAGGCCAGCAUCAUAACAGGACACUGUCAUCAGAAGGUAUCCUGGGAUGGCCUGGGCCCAAGUCACACUCCACAGAGCAACUGAAAAACGGUGCCCUCAGCUCCUUAUCAUCUGCUAGUGCCAACAUUACAUGGGCAAUAGUACCAUCUGCAGCCCAGGAUGGACAGGCACUACAAGCAAAUACCGAGCAUUCAGCUUCUGAGUUGAUCCUAGUUGAAGAUGAAAUGACAGACACUGAAGAUAAUGAAGAGGAGGAUUUAGGAGUCAUGGAUGAUCAACGUAGUGUAAUUCUCCAUCUCAUCUCUCAGCUCAAACUUGGCAUGGACCUUACCCGG